AUGGCGGUCUCCUCAGGAGUUAAAGUUCCUCAUAAUUUUCACUUGUUGGAAGAACUUGAAGAAGGACAGAAAGGAGUAGGUGAUGGUACAGUUAGCUGGGGCCUUGAAGAUGAUGAAGACGUGACACUUACAAGGUGGACAGGCAUGAUUAUUGGGCCAUCAAGGACAAACUCUGAAAACAGAAUAUAUAGUAUAUUAGCAAAAUGGCAAAAUUCCUAUCACAUUAAAGUUGUGCUUCAAGAGCUAAGAUGUCUUAUGAUGUCCAAAGAAAAUAUGAAGCUUCCACAGCCAUCAGAAGGACAGACGUACAACUAA
This is a messenger RNA of Apodemus sylvaticus (European woodmouse), 315 nucleotides long. Its product is annotated as ubiquitin-conjugating enzyme E2 variant 2-like. The transcript has 2 exons. The coding region runs from base 1 to 315 and encodes 104 amino acids. Lineage: Eukaryota; Metazoa; Chordata; Mammalia; Rodentia; Muridae. The record is from RefSeq and is a predicted model, not a curated record.